This is a messenger RNA of Candoia aspera, 8600 nucleotides long. RefSeq names its product erb-b2 receptor tyrosine kinase 3 (gene ERBB3). Bases 372 to 4334 code for a protein of 1320 amino acids. Gene Ontology annotation, biological process: positive regulation of kinase activity; neurogenesis; multicellular organism development. Gene Ontology annotation, cellular component: plasma membrane; basal plasma membrane; signaling receptor complex. Gene Ontology annotation, molecular function: neuregulin receptor activity; ATP binding; protein tyrosine kinase activity. The transcript is spliced from 28 exons. NCBI's taxonomy places the organism in Eukaryota, Metazoa, Chordata, Lepidosauria, Squamata, Candoiidae. The record is from RefSeq and is a predicted model, not a curated record.
CAGCCAAUUACGCAGGAGUUUCUCUUGAAUGAAGUGUGUGUAAUUUGUGAGUUGUGUGUGAGUAAAACAGAUCAAAGCGCCACGGCCGGGCUCGUGGCUCUGGUGGGGGGAAUUUGCCACUCUGGGGGACGAAAAAGAGGCGUCGACGGAGGGAAUUCGCCAAAGACCCAAUGAAACAGGAAAGAAGCAAUUGCUCGCCCCCCGUCAAAGCUGUCUCGUCCGCCUUCCCCUCGGGUCUGGAUCAGGUGCCUCUCAUCUCCGCUGCUUCUUUCCCAUCCCAAAGCGGAAUGCUGUAGCCUGAAAUACUGUACGCGCCGGGAGAAGCGGGGAAAGGGCUCUCCUCAAGUAAACCCGAAGACCUCCUUGCAGCCAUGAAGAAGGACCGGAUCCGAAGUUGCCUGCCUGCGCUAACUCUGCUCCUAUGGAGCGUUCGCUCUGCAGGUUCUCAAGCAGUCUGUGCAGGCACCCAAAAUGAGCUCAGUGUGACAGGAGAUGCCCAGCAACGGUAUCAGACGCUAUAUAAAAUGUAUAACAACUGUGAGAUCGUCAUGGGUAACCUUGAGAUAGUGCUCAUUGGACAAAACCAGGAUCUAUCUUUCUUGCAGACUAUCCGAGAAGUGACUGGCUAUGUUUUGAUUGCCAUGAAUGUCUUCACUUACCUGCCAUUGCAAAACCUCCGUAUGAUACGUGGGACCCAGUACUAUGAAGACAAGUAUGCCCUCUAUGUGGUCCUCAACUAUGAAAAAAAUGUCACACAUGCUCUACAUCAGAUGGGCUUCAAUCAACUCACGGAAAUCCUCUCUGGGGGAGUCUAUAUUGGGAAGAACAAACAGUUGUGUCAUGUGAACACAAUUGAUUGGGAAGAUAUAAUCAGAGACCCAAAAUUCCACGCCGUGGUCCAUGACAAUGGGGAGAAGUGUACUCCAUGCCAUGAAAACUGCAAUGGCCAUUGUUGGGGGCCUGGUCCCGAGGACUGUCAAAAAUUGACAAAGACCAUCUGUGCUCCCCAAUGCAAUGGACGCUGCUUUGGUCCCAACCCCAAUGAAUGCUGUCAUGACGAGUGUGCAGGAGGUUGCACUGGGCCUCUCAAGACAAAAUGUUUUGCCUGCCACCACUUCAAUGACAGUGGAGCCUGUGAAACCCUCUGCCCUCAGCCAAUGAUCUACAACAGACUCACCUUUCAACUGGAGCCCAAUCCUGAUACUAAAUACCAGUACGGUGGUGUGUGCGUCAAAAAUUGCCCACAUAAUUUUGUGGUGGAUCGGACCUCCUGUGUCAGGACCUGUCCCAAUGACAAAAUGGAAGUUGAAAAAAAUGGCCAGAAGAUCUGUCAACUUUGUGAGGGACUCUGCCCAAAAGCUUGUGAAGGGACCGGUAUUGGAAGUAAAUAUCAGACAGUGGAUUCCAGCAACAUUCACCGAUUUAUCAACUGCACCAAAAUCUUGGGCAACUUGGAUUUUCUUAUCACUGGUCUAGAAGGAGACCCUUGGCACAACAUAAGUGCCCUGGAUCCAGAAAAACUCAAUGUCUUCCAGACAGUGCGAGAGAUCACUGGUUACUUGAAUAUCCAGUCGUGGCCCAAGCACAUGCAGAAUUUCAGCAUCUUCUCCAACCUGGUCACCAUUGGUGGGCGCAGCCUGUAUAACCGUGGAUUUUCUUUGCUGAUCAUGAAGAACAUGAAUGUCACCUCUUUAGACUUCCGCUCACUUCGGGAAAUCAGUGCUGGCCAGGUCUACAUCACUGAGAAUCGGCAACUUUGCUAUUAUAACACCAUCAACUGGGCACGUCUCUCUCGCCGACGUUCAGAUCUUAACAUCAGGAGUAAUAAAUCUCCCAGGAAAUGCAUUCAAGAGGGAAAGGUCUGUGAUGCUCUUUGCUCUAGUGAUGGUUGUUGGGGGCCUGGCCCAGACCAGUGUGUCUCCUGCCUUAACUACAGCCGUGAAGGUGUCUGCAUUGUCUCCUGCAACUUCUACGAGGGGGAGAGUCGAGAAUUUGCUCAAGGGGACGUUUGCUUGCCGUGCCAUCCACAAUGCCAGAAGAUUGAGGGAGGCCUCACCUGUAAUGGACAAGGUGCUGAUGAGUGUGUGACCUGUGCAAACUAUAAGGACGGGCCACAUUGCGUUGAAAGCUGCCCAUCAGGGAUCCUUGGGGUGAAGGGACUAAUCUUCAAGUACCCUGAUGCCAACAAAGAGUGCUGGCCAUGCCAUGAGAACUGCACCGAGGGGUGUUCCGGUCCGGGGAUUGCAGAUUGCGUCGCUGUGGAACCGCGUGAGCCCAGGAAACCUCCAACAGUGAUUGCUGUGAUGGUUGUGGGCUGCCUCUUCGUCUUCUGUUCAUGUGUUUUGCUCACCUUCUUAUACUGCCGUGGUAAGAAGAUUCAGAAGAAGAGAGCCAUGCGCAGAUACUUGGAGAGAGGGGAGAGUUUGGAACCUCUGGAUCCCAGUGAAAAAGCCAAUAAGGUCCUGGCUCGAAUUUUCAAGGAGACAGAAUUAAAGAAGCUGAAAGUUCUAGGAUCAGGAGUAUUUGGAACAGUGCACAAAGGUGUCUGGAUUCCAGAAGGAGACUCUCUUAAGAUCCCUGUAAGCAUCAAAGUUAUCCAGGACCCGAGUGGCCAACAGUCCUUCCAUGCUGUGACCGACCACAUGCUAGCAAUAGGUAGUCUGGAUCAUGCGUACAUUGUCCGUCUCUUGGGCAUCUGUAUUGGUGCCCAGCUGCAACUUGUCACCCAACUUCUACCUUUGGGCUCCUUGCUGGAGUAUGUUCGCAAAAACAGGGAUGCCAUUGGUCCUCAACUGAUGCUGAACUGGUGUGUCCAGAUUGCCAAGGGCAUGUACUAUCUGGAAGAACAUCGUAUGGUACACCGCAACCUUGCUGCCCGUAACGUUUUGGUUAAAUCCCCUAGCCAAGUGCAAGUAGCAGAUUUUGGCAUUGCUGAUUUACUCUACCCAGAUGACAAGAAAUAUUUCUACAAUGAAAUUAAGACACCAAUAAAGUGGAUGGCAUUAGAGAGCAUACAUUUUGGAAAAUAUACACACCAAAGUGAUGUGUGGAGUUAUGGAGUGACAUUGUGGGAGAUGAUGACUUUUGGAGGAGAACCUUAUGCGGGAAUCCACCUUUCAGAAGUUCCUGACUUACUGGAAAAGGGAGAACGCCUUUCACAACCCCAGAUCUGCACUAUUGAUGUCUACAUGGUUAUGGUAAAAUGCUGGAUGAUUGAUGAGAAUAUUCGUCCCACCUUCAAAGAGUUAGCCAAUGAGUUCACACGAAUGGCUCGUGACCCUCCUCGCUACCUGGUGAUUAAGAGAGAAAGUGGGACACUAUCUCCAGUUGAGCCACCCACACUCAGCGAAAAGGAGUUGGAUGAGAUGGAGACACUGGAGAUGGAAUCAGAGCUGGAGGAGGAGGAACUCCACAACCUCUUUGCCUCCCGGCAAUGGGUGGACUCCACACGGCCUCCAAAUCUUCUGAUCUCCUCUGCUGGAUACAUCCCCAUGAAUCAAAGCAGCCUCAGUAGAAGUCGGCAGGGUACAGGACUGGGCUCCCGGCAGACUUUGCGCAUAAGGCAGGAGUCGAUGGGCCGUACCAUAUCUGAGUCCUCUGAAGGACGAGGCACAGCCUCAGAAUACGAUCUCACGGAGGAUAUGUCACUGUCUGGAAGCUUAUGCCGCAGCCUGCAAUCCCGGGGAGACAGUGCCUACCUGUCUCAGCGGGAGAGUCUCAUGCUACCUGUCGGAAAUGCUGAUGGAGAGGAAGAUGCCAAUGGCUAUGUCAUGCCGGAUCGAAAUGGCAGAGAGCGUGCUGCUGGCAUUGCCGCCUCCCUGAUGCGUGGCUCCAUCCCUGUGCACGAAGUGGAGGAAGAGUAUGAGUACAUGAACCGCCGGGCUACACAAUCCUCGCAACCCCGGCCAGCCUCUCUGGAGGAGCUUGGUUAUGAGUAUAUGGAUCUUGGCUCAGAGCUGAGCGCAUCUUUGGGCAGUGUGCCAAGCUCCCAAUUGACUACACCUUGCAGGGAGGAUGAAGAUGAGGAAGAGGACUACGAGUACAUGAACAAACAGCCCAAACUUAGCAAGUCCUUGAGUAGCAUCCGCAGUUCUCGGGGAGACUAUACCGAUAUGGAUUCUGGCAUCACCCAGGGCUCCCCAGAUGAGCAGGGAUAUGAGGAAAUGGGUGCUGUGCUGCCCCCAGUCCAAUGUGCUGGCUGCCAGAGUCCACCCUGUCACAAGAACGGUUUCAUGAAACCCUUGCGCACACUGGAGUCCUCAGACUGUGCUUUUGAUAAUCCAGAUUAUUGGCACAGCCGGAUGUUCAGCAAAGUUGAUGCUCAGAGGACAUAGCUGGGCCUGGAAACUUGCUCUGACUCUUUAUGGGUAAAUAAAACCCUUGGUUUUUAGCUGCAAUCACACUUUAUGGUGAUUGUGGACUGCAAAGGCAAACUUCUAUUCAUCUUCAAAGCCUCUGUGACGUUGACCAUAGCAAGCAAAUAUAUCUGGACCAGUGAUGGGCUUCUUGAGAACUGCAUUGCAGUUUUCCCAUCUUGCACUGUGGAUCAACAGCUGUACAUGAGGUUUCCUUGGGUCAAAUGCUCUGGACCUGCAAUGCAAAUAGGACCAGUAGGGGAAGCCAUUCCUGUAUACAGAGUGAGGCUUGCUUUUGCAGUGUGGGCUUUUGGAAGAGACUUGCUAGCUGCUAAACAAAAGUGCCCUGCCCACAGAUGGAUGACACUGGAAGCAGCUCUGAUAAAGCCAGAGACCCUUCUGUUUAGGAAAGUGUUGAGCUCUGGGACAACCCUCUGUCCAUCACAAGCAGAGGGGCAUUAAUCAUGAGCCAAGCAUGCUGAGCCUUACAGAUGGCCAUAAGGCUGAAGGGACAACCUUCUUGAGAAAAAAGAUGCCAAUACUUACUAUAUCUCCCUCUAGCAAUAUGUAUAACAGCAGGGGAGAUGAUUAAUUAUCAGGGUGGAUAUGAAGGAUAAUGGUACUUUUUCUGAGAACUUGUCACAAGCAACCUCACUGAAGAAGCCAAUGUGCCCAAGCAUGGGCUAUGAGAUGACUUUGGGUUUUGCUCCUACCUCUCACCAAGAUAUUUGGUACUCCUGGUUCUGCCUACGUCAUUAUGAAUUUGCUGUUAGGAAUCCCCAUAUCACAAUAAGUAUUUGAGAAUAAUGGGUAUUAACAAAGUCUGAACAUGCAGGAGGCCAACUUCCAUUUUUGGCAUUUGGGUGUUCAUGAUUACAAGAAACUCGAAUUUUCUUUCUUGGCUGUGGAAGAUCCAGCAAUAAUCUCAAAUACCUCCAAACCACAAGCAGCAGGGAAAGAGUACCAACUAUUGUAAGGAAAGUAGGGGGUGGGAAUCUUUCUCUUGUCCUAUGCAGAAGUUAGAGGCAGAGAGAUUUUUUGAAAGGCAGUGAUCUUCAUAUCCUCUCCUUUGCUAGAAUGGAAUAUGGGAUGUUUCUCAGAUUAGGGACCAAGGAAAGAGACCAGCAGUAACUUAAUCCUUACUACAACAAAUUGACAAUAGAGGGGAGGUCUCCUUAGUCCUGAAGUUAACUGCUGUACUUCUGUUUGAAAGGGCACAAGGUGGAACUCUCAGCUUUAAUAACAUUAUUUUGAUUCUUUGAAGUCAGGCUCAUUUAUACAAGAGCAUGAUUUGGGAACAAUUUUUCCCUUUCCUCACCACCAUUCCUCCCAACCCUGAGGGCCCGUUACAGAGUACACAACCUUGACAUAACCUGCAUGUUCUGGAUUGCAUCACAUAAAUGGGUAUUUACAAAAGGGAAAAAUCCAUCCCAGUUUGGAAGAGGCAAAUGUUGUGAUUUGAGCAUGCUAUUUUGGGGGGGAGAAUCCUGUUGAUGGCUUCUGCACAGUUUGAACAGCAUGUUCCUCUCUUCUAUAAUUGGUCGCCAUUCUGGCCUAGCUUAGAAUUUGCCAUGCAGAACACUGUUAUGGUCAGAGCAAUUAUCCAGAUUGUUUUAGGGCCUACCUUGCUGGUCUCUGGGCACUCCUUUGAAUUGCCAAUGUUUGACUAAAAUUUCAAUGGAGAUUUCAGAAAACCUAUGUAUGUAUGCAAUCAGUCAGGCUGGUUUGAUGGUUUCUAGCUAAACUACUUCUUUCCCUCUAAAUCACAUUGAAUGAAGAAAAAAUAAGAGCGUAUGAUAUAAAAGGAAAUUCUAUUCUUUGCCUUUGAUUGAAUAAAUCAGCUCUGUUCCUGCUCAGAUCAAAAUUCCUUAAGGUACGAUCGUAUCUGAAGGGCUGAAAACCACCCGAUCUAUCUGGGUUUUGCCAGUUAGAAGUACCAGAGAACCAUAUGACUAUACAAGAAGAGAAGGAUGCUGGAGGCGCUCGUAGGCUGCCCUCUACUGAGUAAACUACAUAAAAUGGACUGCUUUUUGACUGGUCUGAGAGAGAAGUUCACUAAAAUGAAAUCUUUGAGGAAAUGGGAAAUAGAAAUGUGUUCUUCUAUUCAUUAAAUGAACACAGCUUCUCCCAUUCCUUCUGCCCUACAGAGCUGAACAAAUAUGAGUAAAAACAUUUUAAAUAUAUUAAAUUGUGUAUGCCCUGAACAUUCAUAAAAUAAUCGAGUAAGACCAGUUGAAUAUAGUAGGAUUUACUUCUGAGAAAACCUACAUAGAAUUGCAAUAUUCUAAAAUCAAAAUCCAUCAGAGGUGUGUGUAAUUGCAAAAGAGUUCUUGGUUUGAUUUUUGAGCCAGGAAGUUUCUUCCAGCUCUUUUUUCAAAGCUGCUUUCCCAUUCUUCCAGAACAUCACAGACCUCUAGAUCAGGAUGCUCAGUAGAAAUAUUUUUAAAUUUUGAUUAGACAAAUUAGUCCACCUUCCUUCAAGAAAAACCCCAAAUAAGUGAAUUUUGAAGGAAAAGUUCCCAUAGAACAAAACUGAAAUUAGAAGGGCAGUCAUUCUAACAGUUCUGGUUUGGGAUUAUUUGGAUCUGGAUACCUGAAAGUGACAUGAAAAGAGAGCAUAAAAUACUCCAGGUAAAUCAAGGCGUAUUCUAGUAGACAUAGGUAUGCUAAAAUUUAGCAGUAAUACAUAAUCAAACAUAAUACUGUUUGGAUUUGCAGACAGGGUCUCCAAAGGCUGCAGUCCACAACUUUUUGUUGUGGCAAGAAAAGAAAUUAUUUGGUUUGCACUGCUUGUACUUACAAUAGAGAUCAGUAUGAAGAAGCGUUAGCUGAAGCUUUUCAUAGCAUAAAGAUGAAUAGUGGCUGGGGUCAGUGCUCAUCUGUGCUUUGUUUAACAAGCCCCAAUUGACUGGGUUCACUCAUACUAACUCAAAGCCAGGCAAACAAUAUUAUCACUUAGCAUGAUGAUCCCCAGUUACCAUCACCAUCUAAUUGCUACAGAUCAAAUUCUUAAUAGAAUGAAGAGCUAUGGAGGCCACUUUCAAAUCUAGCAAGUUUAUGAUUCACCCCUUAGAAUUUCUUUUAUACACGGGGGGGGGGGGGAGAAGACCCCACCAACUCCUAGUCCUCUCUUCACUAUAGCAUUUGCUAGGAAUUAUCACAUUUACCGAAAUGCUCUAUUCUGUGAAACCCUGGCAGCCCUAGUUUAUGCACGUUUCUUUGGUUUUAAUGGUUUUAUUCAUAGGAAAGAAAUAUGAGCCACCCUCAAUUUAAGGAGAAAGGAAAAGUGAUAAUCAGAGUUAAAAGAAAGGGAUCGGUGUUGGUGGGAUUUUAAAGUGGAGGUGCGCUAAUCCCUGCACUUACUCCAACUGCUAUUGCUUCUCUCUUCAGUUACACAUCUGUGCCAUAUGAACAGUAACCGACAUCAGCGAUAAGGCAUUUCUCAGAGGUACAACGAAUAGAUGCCAAUUGUUACAGGCUAUGGUGAAAACAAAAACAUGAAAGCAGCUCAUUGAAUUGUUUUAGAACUGGUACUUUUUGUUCAUUGUUUUUGUAGGAUAAAAGUGCCACUUUUAAUGUUUCCCUAUUCUGUAUAUUGUUUGUCAUAAAAAUCAUGUUGGAUUGGUUUAUUUUAUUUUUGCCCUGCUUUGUAACUGGUGAAAUGAAGGUUGUCUUUUUUUUUUUUUAAUCAAACUGGAAGGAAUCCAAAUAUUGGCAUACUUUGAAUGGCUUAGUACAAUGUUCCAGCUUCAGUAUAACAAGGAAUAAUAGUGGUGUUUAAAAACAAACACACAAACACGAGCUGUCUCUAUUGUCACUGGCUAUGAUGCUGGGAGUUCUUUCCUGUGCCAAGACAUAAGCAAAUUGCAAGAAUAGUAACAGGCAUGGAUUACAUAUGGAGUUACAUUUAAAAGGGUUUACACAUCAUCACAACUUUCUGCUUCCUCAUCCAAGCAGUGCUGAUUAGGAAAGUUGAAUCUAGCAAGGUGACAGAUUUCCAAGAUUUGGGGGACCCAGUUAUUGUGACUUUACUGAGAGCUGGAUAUGAAUCAGUACAUAUAUCCUCAGACCUAGUGGUGGAUUUGAGGCUUAUUUCUUUCUGGGUAAGGACUAGACAUUUAACCAUUUUCAAAGAAAGGAUGGUUUUGUUUUUCCAGACAGAGGUACUUCCUGUUGCUGAAGACCUUUCAGAAGUUUGUGUGUGUAAUACAAAAUAAAAAUGUCAUUGAUAAAGCACAAUGUUUA